Messenger RNA from Homarus americanus (American lobster), 3265 nucleotides. It is a transcript of the gene Rab7, whose product is annotated as ras-related protein Rab-7a. The transcript is spliced from 5 exons. Gene Ontology annotation, cellular component: late endosome; lysosome; phagocytic vesicle. Lineage: Eukaryota; Metazoa; Arthropoda; Malacostraca; Decapoda; Nephropidae. The coding region runs from base 115 to 732 and encodes 205 amino acids. Gene Ontology annotation, molecular function: GTP binding; GTPase activity. Gene Ontology annotation, biological process: phagosome-lysosome fusion; endosome to lysosome transport. The record is from RefSeq and is a predicted model, not a curated record.
ACCGCCAUGACGUCAUUGUUCCCGUGACUGCGCACUGGCAAACGCCAUAUUGACUCCGUGGGCGUCGAGCUCUACUCUGAGGUUCUCAUCUUUGUUUACCUUCUUCGGCACAGAAUGGCAUCUCGUAAGAAGAUCCUUUUGAAAGUCAUUAUCCUGGGUGACUCUGGGGUUGGCAAAACAUCUCUCAUGAACCAGUUUGUCAAUAAGAAGUUUAGCAAUCAGUACAAGGCAACAAUUGGUGCCGACUUCCUCACCAAGGAAGUUAUGGUGGAUGACAGACUUGUCACUAUGCAGAUUUGGGACACGGCCGGACAAGAAAGAUUCCAGUCACUGGGUGUUGCGUUCUACCGUGGAGCAGACUGUUGUGUUUUGUGUUAUGAUGUCACAUCUCCCAACUCAUUCAAGUCUCUCGACUCCUGGAGGGAUGAAUUUCUUAUUCAAGCGUCACCUAGGGAUCCAGACCAUUUCCCAUUUGUUGUUCUUGGAAAUAAGAUUGAUUUGGAAAACAGGGCGGUGUCAACAAAGCGAGCGCAACAAUGGUGUCAUAGUAAAAAUGAGGUUCCUUAUUUUGAGACAAGUGCAAAAGAAGCCAUUAAUGUUGAGCUGGCAUUCCAAACUAUUGCCCGAAAUGCCUUGGCCCAAGAGUCUGAGGUAGAACUCUACAAUGAAUUCCCAGACCAGAUCAAGCUGACCAAUGACAACAAGGCUAAGCAAGAUGCAUGUUCUUGCUAAUGAUCACUGUAAUGGUAAGAAGUAGGAUGAUUUGUUGUUUAGGUACAAUCUAAAUUGUGUAAAGUCCUCAUGUACAAUGAUGUCCGUUACAUAUCCCAUUGCAUGACAUGGGGGUUCAAGCCAAUAGACAAGUAUAAUUCACAGUUUGCUAAGAGGCUGUGACAGUAUUAACUUUUUGUUAUAAUAUAGUACAUGUACCUAGUAAGAAAUACAAAUUGUUGCUUUCAUUAAACUGCAAUCACUUCCACGUUCACAUUACUGUACGUGACCCUAAAAGGGUUUUGUUUCUGCCAUUUCCCAAAUUUGCAAAUUUAGUUACAGUAUUUCCAAUUACUGUAUAUUUUGAGGGAAAGAUAAUCCACUUUUCCUCUUUCAGAUUUUUCUAGUUGAUAAGACGGAAGCACUCGGUUCCAUUUGUGAUAUUGGAGGUGUGAGUUCGGGAGAAGAGUUCUGGCUUAUGGCCUGGUCCAAGAACAUCAUUUGAGUGAUCUAACUCGUGACUAUUUUUACACUUGGAAUUUGAAGGUGCCGCAGAUGAUAGAUAAUUAAGAGUUUUGCCUCUUUGAACUACUGUUAGGAGUUUUGGUAUUUAAAUUGGUAAGUUUUCAUCAUUAAUACUUCUUAUUUGAACAUUAAGUGCUCAUAUAAGAUGAUUAUUUCUAGUUGAUCCCUCAAAGGAUGCUUUAGGAUGUUGGGCCUAAGCUAUCUUCUGCCAAACAUUUAGCUUCGGUGGAAGAUUGAGCAGACCCAAGUUGUGGAGGAAGUUCUGUUGUCACUAUUUCUUGUUUUGUUUUGUACUGUGCAAAACAAAAUAUCCUUUAUAGAUAUAUACAUAUAUAUAUUUAAAAUGUUUAUUGCUGCAGCACCACCACUGUGUUGACAGGAAGAUUGAAAUAAUUUUUAAAGGCAGAGAAAUUUGAGCUGUUAAGUGAAUGCUCAUAAUCUCAUUGUUGUAUAUCUUAGAAAUUAACCAUAUUCAAAUUAUAAUUUGACUGCUGGUCAAAACCUCACUUAGCAUAUUUUUUUUCUAAAGAGGUCAAUAGUUUUUGUUUGUGAAUCUAGCAAUUUUGUAAGUUGAAAUAAAAAAGUGAAAACAUAAUUACCAAGACUAAAAAAAAGUGCCUAAGUGUGCUGAAAAAAGAGUGUAAUAUAUGCAACUGUUCCAAUUUACAAUAUGAAUAAUCUAGAUAUGGCACCUAUUUUCCAUGUGAUGCAAAGUGCAACAAAUAUUGCAAGUUGGAUAUGAAUAUACCUUGUUUAAUAUUUUCUUAUCUUAAUUUUCAUCUGUGAAAUAUUAUGGACUAAAAUACAUUUGUAAUAUGUAUAUACCAUUCUUCUAGGAUAAAAUUUAAAAGAUAAAAGGGAUUUUGCAGGAUGUAGCCAUGGGUGCAUAAUGCAGCUAAACUGGCCGAUUCUAUUGAUGUAAUAUUGGGGCAGGAUAGUGUUGACAAAAUGAAAGUACCGGAAAUUUAAGAUAAACAUGGCCAAAAAUUAAUGAGAACCAAUAUUGAGUAGAAUUGGUUGUUCAAGGCAGGGAUGGAACCAUUCGAAUCAAUAUUGCUGAACAUUGGAUGAUUGUUGUGGAUGGUCUCAUAUUACUGUCUUAUGAAAUACUUAAAGCUAAGCUGGUAAGCCCUUAGACCUCUAACAUUUGAUUUUCAUUUUGCUGUUAUGUGAAUCAAACUUAGCUUUAAACAUUCCAAUGCUUUUACUAGCAUUGAAUGAGUGUUUAACCAUUAGAAACUCUAUUCUGCUCCAACACGUUACAUUUAUCCCUCCCACACCAAAGCUCGAAUUCUCUUAUUUUAUACUGUGAUUGUUAAAAAUCAGUUCAAAGUGGGUUUUCAUGAUUUUUAGAUAAAUUCAUUACCUGUACAUAAAUGUAAAGUAAAUCUUCAGUGUGUUAGGUAAUUAAGUAUUUCCUGUCAAUCGAUCUUUAUUAGAAUAUUUUCUUAGAGAACACAUGCUGGCUAUUUUCAAAUUUUAAUGGCUGACCGUGUAAUCUACUCGUGUGUACUCGGCAAGCUACCAUGGGGAACAGUCUUUCAUGAAUGUGCAACAGUUAUAAGGGAUCAUAUUAACUGAUUCAUCAUUAAGUGUUUUUCACUUGAUGUGGUGAUUGUUGCAUGAGUGUGAUUGGCUGAUUUGGAUUAUUGAAGGAUUAAAGAUCUAAAUCCUCAGGCCAAAAAUCAAAAGGUUUUUUUUCAGACAAAAUAUAACUGAGGAUAAUUAGUUAAAUACUAAAAUCUAAAUUGGUGGAAUUUAUGUGGUAGCCAACUGGAGUACUGGUAAAUGGAAAGAGUUGACUGUACAGGUAUGAAGUAAGGAGUGUGGUUCCCAUUGUUCCUGGGUGUAUGGCCAUAACUUAGACAGCUGGUUGUCUUGAUUACCAGGUACACCCACACUUUGCCAUUUCUUUAUCACUUGAAAAUAAUUUACUCUAAAUUCUGUAAGUGUAAUAUAUUAUAGUUUUGCAAUGUAUUCACUAAAAUGUGGUAAAAUCUGUAUUAUGUAUUAAAUAUGAAUGAGCCUC